AUGGUGGAAGACGAGUUCCAGACGGUAGCGCAGGCAUAUACCGCACAUCUGCAUCAUGCUGAGUAUAAGAGACUCGUCAAGCAAGCACGAGAUGCAGCCCCAAAAGCUCUUCCUGAACCUACAUCGCCCAUGCCCGAGAAAACGAAGAGACGGCUCAGAUCUGCCGCCUUGCACAAGAAGCAGAAAGAGACUUUGCGACGAGUCAUCGGAAAUUCGACUGUCGAAGAUGAUGAAGACGAAGACAAGAUCACCGACUUGUGGUCUGGCACCAGUCUCGCUCCGCUGAUGGCGAGUAGCAGCCAGCAGAAGAUGUCUCUAGUUGGCUUGGAGGGAAUCUCGAGCACUACAAAGGCCGGCAUGGGCCUCACCAGAAGUCAGAGCCACAAACAAAGCAUCAGACACUCGAAAGAAGAUGGCCAUGGCCAAGUCAAUAUCGCACAAAACGCAUCCUUGAAACGAGACAAUGUCAACCGGCUCUCGACCUCCCGUGUAAUUCAAUACAAGGCAUCUCUACAAAACGGUCUACAGAACACGUGGACAUCCCGAGCUUCCAACAGCAGUGUCCUAGACCCCAGACAGCCUCCUAUGCACAGCAGACCUGAAGAGCGGCCUAAGAAGCACAGAUUCGUUGUAGACCUCGAUGAUGAUUCUUGCGCGGCAGCAACCGUGAGUGGAUCUCAAAAUAAUGGACGCAAAUCGAGAGCAACACCACCACCAACUGGCAAACCCUUGUCGAAAGAUAUAACAGAUAAGGAAAAGGACAAGAAAUCGCGACUCGAGGAAGUGCCAAUGUUCAUCAUUUGA
Cladophialophora psammophila CBS 110553 is the source of this 804-nucleotide messenger RNA. RefSeq lists its product as uncharacterized. NCBI's taxonomy places the organism in Eukaryota, Fungi, Ascomycota, Eurotiomycetes, Chaetothyriales, Herpotrichiellaceae. The transcript has a single exon. The coding region runs from base 1 to 804 and encodes 267 amino acids. The record is from RefSeq and is a predicted model, not a curated record.